AUGGCAGAUUUAUGGGAUGAUAAUGACGAUGACGAUGAUAUCCUAGAACUAGUGAAUAGACCUCCGAUGAGCCAGAUGGCGGUACCUAUUAAACCGCCAGAAUCACAAGCUGAACAGUUAAUGAAAGCGAAGGGAGAAGUGGGAGUCUUGAGGCAGAAGCUGAGUAUGCUCGAAAAGACUCUAAGGGAACAUGAUGAUAAUCAGAAAAAGCUGGAAUCAAGUCUGAAAAGUUCUCAUGAAGAGGAAGUUACGAAGCUUAAAAUCGAAUUGGAACGACUUGAAGAUGAACGAAAGUUCAUGUUACUGGAACAGAAACAUUUAUUUACCCCCAGAAAUAGCAGCAAGUCUGAAACUACCCACGAAACUGAAACUGCUGAACCAUCACCAAUUGAAAAUAAAAGAAGAAGGAUGGAACCCGUUAAAGAAUACGUUACAUUGACUCAGAAUUUCAAAGUAGACGAUGGUUCCCUUUUCUAUGAUCAUUUGCUGAAUUUUAAACUACUUGGUUCUGAGCACACAGUUCUAGAAAUGCUCGAUCACAUUUGUACUUAUAAGACAGAUCUUAUUUUGAGCCCGGAACACAAAAUAAUUAAGGCCAGGUUGCCUCUUGGCCCUCCUAUUAGAUCGUUGAUAUUUAAAUGGAAAUCCAUUUACACCCUCGAUCAACUAGUUGAUAAAACACUAGAGAUCUUGGCUAUUGCUAUAAAAUCAGUAAGUGUACUUCCGGAAAAUAAACUUGCCAUCCCUUUCCUCAUAUCUUUGAUGCAUUGUACAAUCAAUUUUAGACAUAGUGCGACCAGUGUUAGUUCACUGAAGGAUGUAUUUCAAUUCAUUACAGAUUUUAUCAUCUCUGAUCCUAAAUUUUUGAAACAGCCAUUGCAUGAGAGUCCUUUGGAUUUAGACGUUUCUCCAGACGUGUUUCAAUAUUCAAUGCUUGAUCAAUUAUGCAUGACUUAUUCGUUCGAUGUCCUAGAGACAUGUAUUGUAAUAUUGCUAAACUGUAAUACGCGGGCACAGGAAAUAGUAUUGAAUGACGCUACUAUUGCAGAGAACCUCAUAAAAUGUUGCAAUUUUACUUUAUCAAUUUCAUAUAAGCCAAUAAUGCCAAUCAUCGUCAACGUAACGGAAAUAUUACUCGGUAUAGUUGAAUUGGAUGGUGCUGAAAACGUUUGGAAAGGCAAAUGGGCAGUAUUGUUCUCAAAAUUAAUUCAAAAUUGGGAGAGAUCACUUACUUUUGACUCUGUGUCACUCAACUUUGCGGGUUUAAAUAGGUGCUGUGGCGAUAACUCCAAUCAUUCAAUGAUAGAUAAUAUUAUAAGUCUCGAAGAAGUUCGAUAUUUACCCAUGAUUAUAGAGAACGAGUUUGAACCUCUCACUUUCACAGCAUUAGAUAACCUAGAGUAUUGGUCAAUUCAGAUACAAAUUAAUAUUACAUUAAUAAUGCAUAAACUGCUUCAUCGAUACCGAUCCACUCUAUGUUCGUUGGAAUUUCUACAAAAGACUUUUUCUCUUUUCAGUAGUCAUCAAGAGUUAUUACUUACUGUGUUCUUGGAUAGGGACCAUAUCAGUGAUAUUAAGAGACAGGAAUUGUUAUCAGUUUUAUUAAAAUUGAUAUACUUCUGUUGGGUGUCGAUAAGUGACGAGUAUAAACGUGCCUUAAGGCUAGACGAACUGACAAUCUGUCUAUGGCGUAUUGUAUAUGGGUGGCCUGAGUCGACAGAUGAAUUAUCCACAGAAUGGGCUGCCCUAAUAAAUCCAUUGAAAGCAUUGGCGUUAGAGGAAGAGAAGAAAUACUUUGAUGACGCUUAUGAUGAAGAUAAUUUACCAGCAUUCAUGCACUCCGAGGAAUUGGACAUAAAAAGGGAAUCUGCAGUUUCAAAAUUUAAUAACAACAGCUCAUGGCCAUUGAGAGACAUGGCUAAAUAUAUUCUCGAAAGCAUAACCACUAUGGAUGAAGCGGAUUCAUUGUAUGUAGCCAUGGUUAGUGAAACUUGA
Molecule: messenger RNA, 1995 nt
Organism: Kluyveromyces lactis
Lineage: Eukaryota; Fungi; Ascomycota; Saccharomycetes; Saccharomycetales; Saccharomycetaceae
Gene: LCD1
Product: Lcd1p
Exons: 1
Coding region: 1-1995 (664 amino acids)
Biological process (GO): DNA damage checkpoint signaling
Source: RefSeq, a predicted model, not a curated record